Messenger RNA from Pteronotus mesoamericanus, 1388 nucleotides. RefSeq names its product cysteine dioxygenase type 1 (gene CDO1). Lineage: Eukaryota; Metazoa; Chordata; Mammalia; Chiroptera; Mormoopidae. Gene Ontology annotation, biological process: L-cysteine catabolic process. The transcript is spliced from 5 exons. Gene Ontology annotation, molecular function: ferrous iron binding; cysteine dioxygenase activity. The record is from RefSeq and is a predicted model, not a curated record. Bases 366 to 968 code for a protein of 200 amino acids.
GCUUUCACCACCAUCCUCAAGUUGCACCCCGCCUCCCCACCCUCGGAGGGCCAUUGGUACAUUCCCGCUGACUCCGAGAGCUUAAAAAAGGGCCCGGGAGGCUAAACCCAGCAGCUUUGGUUCUGAUUUGUGUUUGCAGUGCCAGCUGCGCGAUCCUAGAUACUCUGAGCCGUGCUGGUUGGGGAGGGGUGUCUCUUGAUAUCUUGGCCAGGGAUUUUAAAGCUGUGGCCGUCAAGUGUCUGGGGGUUUUGCGCUUAUAGCUGUCUGGCUGACAGCUAAGGUCCCUCGUCCCCAGUUCCUAGGCUCGCUCAGCUUCUUCGCUGAAGCUCAGCAGUGAAAAAGGCGCGCUGCCACUUUUGCAAAGGAUGGAGCAGACCGAGGUGCUAAAGCCACGGACGCUAGCCGAUCUGAUCCGCAUCCUGCACGAGCUUUUUGCCGGUGAGGAGGUCAAUGUGGAGGAGGUGCAGGCCGUCAUGGAAGCCUAUGAGAGCGACCCCGCCGAGUGGGCAGUGUACGCCAAGUACGACCAGUACAGGUACACCCGAAAUCUUGUGGAUGAAGGAAAUGGAAAAUUUAAUCUAAUGAUUCUAUGUUGGGGUGAAGGACAUGGCAGCAGUAUCCAUGACCACACCAACUCCCACUGCUUUCUGAAGAUGCUGCAGGGAAAUCUAAAGGAGACAUUGUUUGCCUGGCCUGACAAAAAGUCCAAUGAGAUGAACAAGAAGUCGGAAAGAAUCUUGAGGGAAAACCAGUGUGCCUACAUCAAUGAUUCCAUUGGCUUACAUCGAGUAGAAAAUAUUAGCCAUACAGAGCCUGCGGUAAGCCUUCACUUGUACAGUCCACCUUUCGAUUCAUGCCAUGCCUUUGACCAAAGAACAGGACAUAAGAACAAAGUCACCAUGACAUUCUAUAGCAAAUUUGGAACCAGGACUCCAUUUACAACUUCAGGAUCACUGGAGAACAAUUAAGGAGCCCCCAACCCUCUAAGGUCUGCUGAACUUUUGCCUUAGACAGGAAGGCCUCCCACCAUUUCCUGUUCAGUAAUACACUUUACAAAACCAAUACUUAGAUCUCCUGUAAGGCAGAUGCUAAUAAUAAGGCAUUAAAUAAGCAAAUAGUGCCCUGAGCUACAACAGAAGAAAAAUCCCACUAAAAAAAAGAAGGCUUGUGAUUUUAAAGGCCAAAUAAAGUAUUCCCCUGGUUUUAUUCUCUAAAUCCUUUGGAACCAUACAGGGAAUAUCAGUGAAGGUUUUUAUAGCUUUUGGAAACACAUUGUCUCGGAACUGUAAUUAGCAACAAGAAACCACAGACAUCAAAUGCCUGUCUUGUGACUUGGAUAACUAAAUGUAGAUGUCUUUAGUAUACUUUGUAUGUUCUUAAUAUUUGAA